GAUGGCUACAGUGUACAUGUAUCCUGGGUGAGUGGACCACCUCCACCUCACUCUACUGUAAACCCAUCAUGCCAUCAAGUGCACUCGCAUGUCUGUUGCGAUUCAGCCACGUCCACGCGCUAGGCCGCAGCACCGGCCCCUUCCACCCCGCAGCCGCCGUCGCGCUCAAUCGCCUCCAACAACAGAGUUUAUGGGGUGUUGUCUGGGCCGCCGGAAGCCACACCGACACCCACCCACAUCCAUAUACUGUACACAGCCUGGAGCCGGUCGCAGGCACGCGUUUCAGGCGAGUUCCAGCUGUGCCUCGCCCAGAAAGCCAGCUCUGCGCAGCGACAGUCACCAUGCCGUCACGUCACGCUGCCGUGUGUGUGCCGUAAGACCCGUAAGCGCGUUUCGGCGUUGCGUUGAUCCGAGGAGAGAGGAAACGGGAGGGGUGAGGGUUGGGGGUCAGUGGAGCCCAGCAUGCCGAGAGCCCAAUGUGCCGAGACGGCGCAGAGUUUAACGGGCGAUCGCGGAUGGCGAUGGGAGGAUUGUGAGAUUGGGAAAGUGGGAAAGUGGGAAAGUGGGAAAGUGGGAGGCGAUUCCGAGCGGGUCGCUUCUGAGCAACAGGGCCGAGAUCGCGGAGACGAGGUGGCGGAGGCGGAGGUGAAUGUGACACAAGUGCCG
Molecule: messenger RNA, 666 nt
Organism: Cutaneotrichosporon oleaginosum
Lineage: Eukaryota; Fungi; Basidiomycota; Tremellomycetes; Trichosporonales; Trichosporonaceae
Source: RefSeq, a predicted model, not a curated record